This is a messenger RNA of Mirounga angustirostris (Northern elephant seal), 1698 nucleotides long. RefSeq names its product solute carrier family 1 member 7 (gene SLC1A7). The transcript is spliced from 11 exons. The record is from RefSeq and is a predicted model, not a curated record. NCBI's taxonomy places the organism in Eukaryota, Metazoa, Chordata, Mammalia, Carnivora, Phocidae. Gene Ontology annotation, cellular component: plasma membrane. The coding region runs from base 16 to 1698 and encodes 560 amino acids. Gene Ontology annotation, biological process: L-glutamate transmembrane transport. Gene Ontology annotation, molecular function: glutamate:sodium symporter activity; L-glutamate transmembrane transporter activity; neutral L-amino acid transmembrane transporter activity.
CAGGCUGGGCUCACCAUGGUGCCAGGUGCCAUCCUGGCACGAGGGAAGGAUGUGUGCAAGCGAAAUGGACUGCUCAUCCUGUCUGUGUUGUCUGUCACCGUGGGCUGCCUUCUCGGCUUCUUCCUGAGGACCCGUCGCCUCUCACCACAGGAAAUUAAUUACUUCCAGUUUCCUGGGGAGCUCUUGAUGAGGAUGUUGAAGAUGCUGAUCCUACCACUGGUGGUCUCCAGCUUGAUGUCCGGCCUCGCUUCCCUGGAUGCCAAGACCUCCAGCCGCCUGGGCAUCCUCACCGUGGCGUACUACCUGUGGACCACCUUCAUGGCAGUCAUCGUGGGCAUCAUCAUGGUCUCCAUCAUUCACCCAGGCGGGGUGGCCCAGAAGGAGACGACAGAGCAGAGCAGGAAGGCCAUUAUGAGCUCUGCCGAUGCCCUGCUGGACCUCAUCCGGAACAUGUUCCCAGCCAACCUGGUGGAAGCCACAUUCAAACAGUACCGCACCAAGACCACCCCCGUUGUCAAAUCCCCCAAGAUGGCAUGGGAGGAGACCCCUCCUCGGCAGAUCCUCGUCUAUGGGGUCCAGGAAGAGAAUGGCUCUCGUGUUCAGAACUUCGCCCUGGACCUGACCCCGCCACCUGAGGUUGUUUACAAGUCAGAGCCUGAUACCAUCGACGGCAUGAACGUGCUGGGCAUUGUCAUCUUCUCUGCCACCAUGGGCAUCAUGCUGGGCCGCAUGGGUGACAGUGGAACCCCUCUAGUCAGCUUUUGCCAGUGCCUCAAUGAGUCUGUCAUGAAGAUUGUGGCGGUGGCUGUGUGGUACUUCCCCUUCGGCAUUGUGUUCCUCAUCGCCGGCAAGAUCCUGGAGAUGGAUGACCCCACGGCUGUCAGAAAGAAGCUGGGCUUCUAUGCGGUCACUGUGGUGUGUGGGCUGGUGGUCCACGGCCUCUUCAUCCUGCCCCUGCUCUACUUCUUCAUUACCAAAAAGAACCCCAUUGUCUUCAUCCGCGGUGUCCUCCAGGCCCUGCUCAUCGCACUAGCCACCUCCUCCAGCUCAGCCACACUGCCCAUCACCUUCAAGUGCCUGCUGGAAAACAACCACAUUGACCGGCGCAUUGCCCGCUUUGUGCUGCCUGUGGGCGCCACCAUCAACAUGGACGGCACCGCACUCUACGAGGCUGUGGCCGCCAUCUUCAUUGCCCAGGUCAACAAUUAUGAGCUGGACUUCGGCCAGAUCAUCACCAUCAGCAUCACGGCCACCGCGGCCAGCAUCGGGGCGGCUGGCAUCCCCCAGGCUGGGCUCGUCACCAUGGUCAUUGUGCUGACGUCCGUGGGACUGCCCACUGACGACAUCACCCUCAUCAUCGCUGUCGACUGGGCUCUGGACCGCUUCCGCACCAUGAUUAACGUGCUGGGUGAUGCGCUGGCGGCCGGGAUCAUGGCCCACAUCUGCCGGAAGGACUUUGCUCAGGAAACAGGCACUGAGAAACUGCCGCCCUGUGAGACCAAGCCGGUGAGCCUCCAGGAGAUCGUGGCAACCCAGCAGAACGGCUGUGUGAAGAGCGUGGCUGAGGCCUCAGAGCUGACCCUGGGUCCCGCCUGUCCCCACCACAUCCCCGUCCAGGUGGAGCAGGACGAGGAGUCAGCUGCCACCUGUCUGGACCACUGCACCAUUGAGAUUAGUGAGCUUGAGACCAAUGUCUGA